UGCCAAACCGUAUCAAACCGGAAUCGGAGCAUUCUCAAACUUUAUCUUUGGAUAAAACUCAAAGAGGUCUAAGAAACAAGCACGUGGCCUUGUACAUCAUUCUGCAUGCAGCCAUGUUGUUCAUCAUCAGACACUAUACGUCAAAACCUGCCUCAAAAAUUAAUUUUUCCCCAAUACUAAAAAUAAACAAGAAUACCUUUUCCCUAUUUCAACUUAAGUGCUCGUGUCUAUCUUCUCUCCUUCGUUUUUGAUAGCCUAGUCCCAAAAAAAACUCUGAUUGUGUCCCAAGUAAAGAGAAAUGGUGGAUCUAUUGAACUCGGUGAUGAAUCUGGUGGCUCCGCCGGCCACGAUGGUGGUGAUGGCCUUCUCAUGGCCAUUACUGUGUUUCAUUACCUUCUCCGAGCGGCUUUAUAACUCUUAUUUUGUGACUGAAGACAUGGAGGAUAAAGUCGUCGUCAUCACCGGAGCUUCCUCCGCCAUCGGAGAGCAAAUAGCAUACGAAUAUGCAAAGAGGGGAGCAAACUUAGUGUUGGUGGCGAGGAGAGAGCAGAGACUGAGAGUUGUGAGCAACAACGCCAGACAGAUUGGAGCCAACCACGUCAUCAUCAUCGCUGCUGAUGUCGUCAAAGAAGAUGAUUGCCGCCGUUUCAUCACUCAAGCCGUCAACUAUUACGGUCGCGUGGAUCACCUAGUGAAUUCAGCGAGUCUUGGACACACGUUUUACUUCGACGAAGUGAGUGACACGACCGUCUUUCCGCAUUUGCUGGACAUAAACUUCUGGGGGAAUGUCUAUCCGACGUAUGUAGCGUUGCCACACCUUCAAAAGACCAAUGGCCGGAUCGUUGUGAACGCAUCGGUCGAGAAUUGGCUGCCUCUACCGCGGAUGAGUCUUUAUUCCGCUGCAAAAGCGGCACUAGUCAACUUCUACGAGACGCUGAGAUUCGAGCUAAAUGGAGAUGUCGGAAUAACUAUCGCGACUCACGGGUGGAUAGGGAGUGAGAUGAGUAGAGGAAAGUUCAUGCUAGAAGAAGGUGCUGAGAUGCAGUGGAAGGAAGAAAGAGAAGUACCUGCAAAUGGUGGACCUCUAGAGGAGUUUGCAAAGAUGAUUGUGGCAGGAGCUUGCAGGGGAGACGCAUACGUGAAGUUCCCAAACUGGUACGACGUGUUUCUCCUCUACAGAGUCUUCACGCCGAAUGUGCUGAGAUGGACAUUCAAGCUGCUGCUCUCUAGUGAGGGUUCACGUCAAAGCUCCCUUGUUGGGGUCGGGCAAGGUCUGCCUCCAGAGGAAUCCUCUUCACAAAUGAAACUUAUGCUUGAAGGAGGCUCACCUCGGGUGACUGCUAGCCCACCUCGGUAUACUCCCAGUCCAAGCCCACCUCAUCACACUGCUAGCCCACCUCGGUAUACUCCCAGUCCAAGCCCACCUCAUCAUACCUCAAGCCCACAACGGUAUACUCCCAGCCCAAGCCCACCCCAUUAUACCUCAAGCCGACAUCGCUAUACCCCAAGCCCGAGCCCACCUCAUUAUACCGAAAGCCCUCCUCUGUAUACCGAAAGUCCACCUCACUAUACCACAAGCCCAAAUUGGUAUACCGAAAGCCCUCCUCGAUACACCCCAAGCCCAAGCCCACCUCGGUUUUCACGUUUUAAUAUCCAAGAGUUACCAUAGGAAGUGAAUGGAGAAUCAA
Molecule: messenger RNA, 1688 nt
Organism: Brassica oleracea var. oleracea
Lineage: Eukaryota; Viridiplantae; Streptophyta; Magnoliopsida; Brassicales; Brassicaceae
Product: 11-beta-hydroxysteroid dehydrogenase-like 5
Exons: 6
Coding region: 299-1669 (456 amino acids)
Molecular function (GO): oxidoreductase activity
Source: RefSeq, a predicted model, not a curated record